Lentinula edodes (shiitake mushroom) is the source of this 2575-nucleotide messenger RNA. Its product is annotated as P-loop containing nucleoside triphosphate hydrolase protein. Gene Ontology annotation, cellular component: mitochondrion. The transcript has 3 exons. The record is from RefSeq and is a predicted model, not a curated record. The coding region runs from base 175 to 2367 and encodes 730 amino acids. Lineage: Eukaryota; Fungi; Basidiomycota; Agaricomycetes; Agaricales; Omphalotaceae. Gene Ontology annotation, molecular function: nucleic acid binding; ATP binding.
CUGCUGGCAGUGCCAAGUUUUUUCUACUUUUUUGAGCUUUUUUGGUGAGUUUUGGUGUCGCGCAUAGCGGCCCGACCUUCACGUGAGUCCUAUGUAACCCAAAUUUUCCUUCCUCGUCUGUCAAACUCGUUCCCUAUUGUGGGGAUUCGUUUAGAGAGGCAAUACUUGCCCAAAAUGUCCACGUCACUUCUGGCGAGAGCCUUCAAAGCCUCGUCUACUAAAGUGACAGCUGCGUCGAGGGCUUCCGUCGUCCAUGUCGGCUUUAAGGCCUCUCGCUUCGAGACCACAGCAGCGGCGCCGGUGGCGUCUGGAACUACUCGAAGCGCGGCUCCUUCCACUCGUCCAUUCGAAAGUCUGAAAGACAUCAUUUCACCCCAGACAUACCAGGCUAUCGUUGGAGAGCCAAUGAGGCUGAAAAACAUGACUUCCGUACAAACAGAAGUUCUCUCUCAUCUUCCUCAAAUUUCCUAUCCGUACGACCCCAAAACACCGCACGUACGAGAUCUUCUUGUUCGCGCAAAAACUGGUACAGGCAAAACCCUUGCAUUCCUUAUUCCUGCUAUCGAAGCUCGUGAAAAGGCUAUCAAACAAUCAGGGACGCAGGCUUUGCUUGAUGCUGGGCUCAUGUCUGAUGAUGCCUUGGUACGGAGGGUCAGAAAAAGGUAUUCGAGGGAGACUGUUGGCGUGCUUAUUCUCAGUCCUACUCGUGAGCUUGCCACACAGAUUGCGAAUGAGGCCACGAAGCUACUUCAUCAUCAUAAGGGAAUGGAAGUCCGCCUGUUUACUGGUGGUAUGAAUAAACGAACUCAAAUGCGGGAUUGGAUGAAAGGUAGUCGGGAUGUCGUUGUCGCAACAACCGGAAGGCUUAGGGAUUUGAUGGAAUCUGAGCCGGAAGUUCUAAGAAGCAUUCAGACUGCAAAGACUUUCAUCCUCGACGAAGCUGAUACCAUGUUGGACAUGGGUUUCCGAGAUGACAUUCACGCUAUUCAGAAUGAGCUUCCUCGUUCACCGACACGUCAAACAUUGCUUUUCUCCGCCACGGUUUCUCCCUUGAUUCGUCAGGUCGCCUCAAAUGUGCUUGCUAAAGACUACAAGUUCAUUGACUGUGUCAAAUCCGAUGACUCUCCCGUUCACGCCCACGUCCCUCAGUACCACACUGUUCUCCCCAACGCUUCCGCACAAAUUCCGCAUAUCCUGAGGCUCAUUGCUCACGAUCAGUUAACGAACCCGAAGUCCAAGAUUGUCUUGUUUCUGCCAACGACAAAGAUGACGCAGCUUUUCUCUACGGUCAUUAGUCAGCUAUCGAGGGACUUGCUCCCCGUUGCGACAACUGUCCACGAAAUACACUCGAAGCGUCCAAUGGAGUCACGUAUUCUUGCAUCUGAGAGAUUCAGGACGGAAAAAUCCCCAGCAUCGAUCCUCGUCACCUCCGAUGUUUCUGCAAGGGGAGUGGAUUAUCCCGGUGUGACUCGUGUCAUUCAAGUCGGCAUCCCGUCCUCGACCACUCAGUAUAUCCAUCGUAUUGGUAGGACCGGUCGUACAGGUGGUGUUGUAGGUCGCGGUGACUUGGUUUUGCUCCCUUGGGAAAUUGGGUUCAUCACGUGGCAGUUGACGGAAGUACCCAUUAAACCUGUAACAGCUGGGGAGAUCAAGCUGCAGGUCGAGGAACUCGCCAAGAAAGCUGACUCUGAACCCAAUUCUCAUAAAGGCAUCCGUACACCUUUUACUCCACGCCUAUCGGAUUUCGAUUCUGCUCCUGAUGAGAUCAUGUCACGAUUUGAGGAAGAGGCUGUUCGAGAACUCUUCGUGUCCAUGCUUGGGUACUACCUUCCUAAAUCUGAUGAACUACGCGUUGAGAAAGGAGUUAUAUUGGAGGGAUGCCGGGAUUGGAGUGUACAAGUUGGUGGGCUACAAGCUGCGCCGUUUGUCAGUUACGCAUUUCUGGCGAAGUUGGGACUCGGAGGACCAAGGAACCCGAAGCCUCCAAGGCCUAUCCUGCCAAAUCAACAACAUUGGCAAUUGAGAGGAAAUUCCGUGAGAAAUAAAGAGAGGAUGGGGAUUGAAAGACCGCGCAGUGGACGCCCGAAGGAUAGUGGUAGGAACCGGUCCAGGGAUGCCGGAGAGGGUGCCAGCAACUGGUCGAGAGAUGUAAACGAGAAUGGAAGUGGUAGGAAGAGGAGCUGGUCGAAUGAUAGUGAUCGGAGUCGUGGCGAUUGGUCCAGAGAUGCAGAUGUCGAUCGUGGCAGUAACGGUUGGUCUCGCGGCGACAACCAAGACGGAGGGAAGUUCAGUGAUCCAAAUCGCGAACACAAGUCACGCGAAUAUAAAGCACGCAACUUCAGCAGACAAGGUGGUUCCUCCUGGUAAUGAGAAUAGAAUACGAUAGGUAGGGUUGACUUAUUUACUUUGUUAUCUACUGUUCCUCGCUGUCAUUACUCUAUUUUUCUUCAAAUACGGUACAUCCAUGUAUUAUAUAGCAUCACUACACAAAAUAAUACUCCUAUCGAAGGAACUUCCAUACUUUACAGGGAAUAUGUAGGCGAAUCUUGGCUAGGUACAACGAUCCCAACAAAUU